UCUUAACUUUAAUACCUCUCUUAAAAUCAACAGGUUCUGAAAAGGCUCGAAGGUUUUUUAAAAUUAAUAUACUUAAAUGAGGAGUGGAGACAGGAAGGAGACGCGGUGAGAAGAGAAAGAGAAGAGAAGGGUGAUUUAAGUGAGUCAUCUUGCGUAGUAAAACAGACAAAAAGAAACUGAAUAAAUAAAGGAAUGGAAGACAUAUGAUGGGUGGAGGCAGUAAGUCUUGAGUGAUGGGGAAAGGUGAAAGAAAGACAAGCAGAUGAGAAGAAACAGUUGGGGGUGGUGGUGGUAGUGGUGGUGAUAAGUUAAGGGCAGGGCGCUUCCUCUCAGCCUGGACAGGAAGGGGCGAGACAGUCCUAAAGGAAGCCGAGUGUUGUAUUACUACUGUGUGUUGAGACUCCAGUGAAUACAAAUCUAAUCAAGCACACACACCAAGAUGGCCGAGGGGGAGACGGAAGAGCAGGAGACCCUGAUCCGUGCUGACGACCUGCAGGAGCUGAGCGUUGGAGGGGGUGGAGGGGGUGGCGGGGGCGGGGGAGGGGCUACUGCCACAAUGCCACCCCUCCCCUCCCUCCUGCAGCAGCCACCGCCCCCCUGGCACUUGCCCCUGCACUGUGCCGCAUUGGUGCUGGUCUCUGCCGCGCUGGUCAUCAUGCUGCCUGUGUAUCUUGAGUCCAUCAAUGGUGCGGGUGACGCAUACUCCGGCCUGCUGUUCCUGUCGCUGUUCACGGCCGCUCCCAUCGUGCUGUGUGUGCAGGUGCGCUACAGCUACUUCUGCCAGGUGGGGAGGCUCGGCCCGCCCUCCCCUGCCCGUGUGGUGAGGCUGGGGGCCAUCCACGGCCUGGCCACCCUCAUGACGGUGUACGCACUGGACCGGCGGCGGGUGGUGUGUCAUGCCCAGGAGCCGCUCAUGGGCCUGGUGGUGAUGUACAUGAUCAUCAUUUACUUCUUCUACCGUGGCCCAGAGCUGAGUUCCGCCAAGAUGUUCUCCCUGUGUGGCGUCCUCAGCGGUCUCUUCCUGGCGGUGGACUUCCAGCUCAACAACAAGUUCCGUUGCCGCGGGUCGGACCGGGCUGGGGACGGGCCAGCGGAGGAGGGGCCCAAGUGGGGAAUGGAGGCACACUCACUGUGGACCAUUGUGUACGCUGUGGCCCUCUUCCUCUUCACCCUGGCCUGGCUCAUGCUGGAGAGGGAGGUGCUCUCAAAGAAGGGUAUGGACACAGGACGGCGCCUGAUCACCACUGUGUCAGGGGCGCCAGGUGGGGGUGGCGAGGACACAGAGGCCCUGGUGGUGGUGGCCAAUGGUGGUGGUGGUAGUGGGGUGCUGGCCCUCCCCACUGCGGUUCCCAAUGCCAAGUGGGAGCUGUACAUGGUGUGGUUCUCCCUCGCCUCCCUUGUGGCCACCCUUGCCCUUCUCUGGACUGACUUCUUCACCACUCUUGGCAAGGCUGGCUCCCCUUCAGAGUUUGCCCGACUGGCUGCUGGAGGGUGGAGGUGCCACUUCCACUGGGGGGGUGAGUGUGGCCCCACAGCGCUGUAUGGCUGGCUAAUGGCGGCCCUGCAUGUGAUCUUCCUGUGGCUGCUGGGGAAGGUGAUGACCGCAGCACAGUCCAUGGUGUUUGCCCUGGCCACAACUGCCCUUGCCCUGCCCAUACAAGCAGCCUGGUGGUCUCUCUUCACCAUGGGAGGGCCCUUGGGCAUGGUGUGGCAUCCCGUGAUCACUGGAGAGCUCAUCUUUAGCCUGCUGGGGACACCUGUCAUGGUGGCCUGCCUCUGCUUCUGGUGCCACGUGGAUGCUAAGAACUCCCACCGCACCAACAGCCUGCUCCUCACCUAGGCCUGGCGGGGGUAGAGGGUGCCAGGCCUACUGCUCUGAUAGGGGGAGGAAAUAGUGGUUGUGUGGCUGUCUAUUGUGUGUGUGUGUGUGUAUAUGUGUGUGUCUGAGAGAUGUCUUAAUGAUCACAUGCAUGAUUCAUGAUUGCCGACUAUUUCCCUCCCAGUGAGAAAUUUGAGUGCUCGUGUACCUAGUUUGAUCUCCAGGCAAGGCAGUGAGGUACAGACCCUUCACACUUUUCACGCUCUUCACACACCAAGUCCUUUCAUUCAAGGACAGUAUCUUCUUGUGACUACUUGCCACUGAGUGAGAGAAAGAGAGAACGGUGGCAAUGUGAGUGUGUGACUUGAAUCUCGUCCUGACAAUUGACAGGAAAGAAUGGAACCACUGAGUUUAUGAGAGACUUAGGACCUAUUUUAUUGCUUGUGAGAGAGAGAGAGAGAGAGAGAGAGAGAGAGAGAGAGAGAGAGAGAGAGAGAGAGAGAGAGAGAGAGAGAGAGAGAGAGAGAGAGAGAGAGAGAGAGAGAGAGCAUUAUACAUGUUUUAGGCUACUUAGGUUCAUGAGGCGUUCAGAGUAGCAGUGAGGAUCUGUGGGCACUGAAGGGGAAAGAGAAAGAACAAGGGAGUGGAGUGUCUGUUGAGUGCCAAUCAUUGCCUUGCCUUACUUUGAGUUCACUGACAUUAUUUCUGGCAGUGUAGAGACAAGUGUUCAUCCUCAGGCAACAUAUGGGUGAUAAAAAGACACAUGUUAGGCCAGUUGAGUUUGGUGAGUUUGGUCUCUAACAAGGCAGUACAGGGUGGAAUGAAAUGGUCAGCCAGCAGCCAGACAUUAAGGUAGUUACUGAGGGUUUUCUAGCAGGACUGGAAGAUUGAUUGCACCUUCUUCACUACCAAAAGGAUACUGAAAUAUGCAACAGAACUCCCUCUACAUUUCCUCCUUCCUAUGACCUCAACUCUUUCAAGAGGGAAGUUUCAAGACACUUAUCCUUCAGUUAUGGAUGAUCCUUUUGACCUUUCUUAUGGGACUAGAACCUCAGUGAAUCUUUUUUUUUUUUUUAGGCCAGUGCCCCUCAAAAAAAAAAGGAAAAGAAAGAAAAAGAAAAGUAACAGACCAUAGAUUAGUUACUGAUUAAUUCCAGUUGCACUAGAAAGCAUUGAUAAGACAGCUGGAUCUAAAAAAUGACAGUGGAGCAUAAGUAGUUCCUGAGUAUCAGUGAGAGGCAUGCAGUGGUUAGCUUGCCUGCACUCACCCCACCCCUCCUGGCACCUGACUGUGUGAUGGGAAGUCCUGGGGUGUGCUGUCACUGCCCACCAUCCACAACUAGACUCAGGUGACACUGCAAUUCUAUCUUCAGUGUGCCAAACCUUGAAUCUCACCCUUAGCCAAUCUAGACUCAAGCAGGUGGAUGUAAGUCACUUGAUGCCUCUGUGGUGAAUUAACACUGCUUGAGAUAAAUUUGUACACUCCAAGUGCACCUCAAUUUACAAGUGAUGUGUCCCUUAAAAACGCAUUCUUUGAUUGCAAAGUUGGAAACCAGUAUUAGCUGUAGAUUGUAAUUUUUUUUUUCCAUUCAUUACAUAUUUUUGUAUUUUGAGAUAAUGUUUUGAGAUUUUCAUAAGUAGCAAACUUCUGUACUCAUAAAGUAGGGCAAAGAACAAAGUUAGGUACCUACUCUGUUAAAAUUACCUUGCUUGCAUACACGUAAAUGUUACAAAUAUAACGACAACUUCACUCACAAAUUAAAACCUCCAGUCAGUCAUUCAUAAAAGAAAUUAUUUCAAUACACCAAAGUUGCACACAGGUAGUCAGUUAACCAGUUAGUCUGUCAGUCAUUCCAUCAGCUGAUCAGUCAUUCAGUCACUAAUUUCUCUAACUUAAUGCUAGGCAACUGGUGACUGUGCACCUAUGAACAUGGCACAGUCAGGAAGCCAGUCAGCCAAGCAGCAAGCCAGUCAGUCACUCAGUUGCUAGUCUCAGGAGCCAAAGAGAAGCACCGCUGAUCCAAACCACACUAAAAUCUCUCUCCAGCCAAGGGAAAACACUAUUAUGCCUGUGUGUGUGUGUGUGUGUGUGUGUGUGUGUGUGUGCUUUGCUGUGUUCAUCUUGCUUUUCUAGUCUAGUCUGCACUUCAGAAUCAAGCCCAAAGCAGUGUUCAGUUGUGCUAUUAUACAAUCCAUGACUCAGGAUGUGUAUGUGUGAGUGUGUGUGUGUGUGUGUGUGUGCAUGCGUGCCUAUGCGUAUAUGUGCAUGUGUCAGCCUCACAGAAAACCCACUCGUAUAACUUACUGUCUCACUUGCUGUCAGUCACUAAAGGGGGUGAUGAUAAGAAAACAGGCACCCUCUUACUCAACUGUGAAUCUCAAUAGUGAAUCUCAUAUAUAGGACACAUUGGGGAGUGAGGGGAAGUGUGCUGAUAAUGAAAGCAACACUGGUAAUAUAGAGGCUGAAAGAGGGCAGAAUAGAUAGAUAAACAGACAGACAAAUAAGCUUUACUGGAGCUUUAUAGAAUAGAUGGAACAGACAGAUGGAUGACUAAAUAGAAAAGGAGAGCAGAGGACUUGGAUGAUACCUUUCUCCUUGCAACAGAAUGGAAAUGGCUGAUGAUGAUGGUGAUGAGGGAGUGAGAUGAUAAUAAUAAUGAAGUGAGAAGAGAAGGAUGAUAAUGAUGAUGAAGUGCGAUGAUAAUAAUAAUGAUGAAGUGAGGAGAGGAUGGUGAUAGUGAUGAGAGAGUGAGAAGAGGAGGAAGAUGAUGUUAAUGAAGGGAUGAGAAAAAGAUGGUGGUGAUAAUAAUGGAAAGCGAAGAGGAGGAUGGUGAUAAUGAUAGAGAGAAGAGAAUGAUGAUAAUGAUGGAGAAAGAGAAGAAGAGGAUGAUGAUAAUGAUAGAGAGAAGAGGAUGGUGAUAAUGAUGAAGUGAGAAGAGAAGGAUAUGUAGCAGGUGAUGACAAUGAUAAGAGUGAAAAGAAGAGGACAUGUGCCAAAUUAAGAUGCUUUUCUGUUUAUCGCUUGCUAGUUGAAAUUAUAUCAGAAGGUUUUGGUUUAUUUCUAAUCACUAGUGAAGCUGUAGGCAUUGAAACCUGUCUUCCCCAGUGUGUCUCAAUCAGAAGGUCUAAUGUAAAGUGUCUCUGCAUCACAUGGAAUAUUUUUUCAGCCGCUUGCAUCAUCCGUGCCAGACUUACUUGUAUUUCCUAAGCAUUCCAGGAAGGUGAAGUCCACUUAAGAGAUGGUGAAGCCUCUACCAUCAGCCUCUGUGUGUGUGUGUGUGUGUGUGUGUGUGUGUGUGUAGCUACAACAUGUAUUCUCAGUGGCUUAAAUUGUGUACAUGUGUGUGUAUGUAAUCUUGAGUGUGUGUGCUGGUGGCUAUAUGAAGUGUUGUCACGCUGUCUGGUGGGGUUUGUUCAGCACCUGCAUAGUGGAUCAUGGCAACCCCUUUACCAUGGUUAAGGCUGUGAUUGGCUUUAUCACUUUGUAUUUCAAUGCUCUAUUGAAACCUUCUGAUAGAGAAUUGACCUUUCCAUUCACUUUCAGUCAAGUUAUUCUCUGCACUAAGGGAUAUUAACAAAUAUGAUUAUUAGGGAAACUCCACAGUAAGGUGGCUAAAAACAAAUAUUUUUUAAAAGUUCAAAAGCCUUUUGUUCAUAAGAAAAAAUAAUAUGAGAGACAAACAUCAGCUUGAUAAUGGCAUCAACUGCCAUGCUCAACUGGUGAGACAUGAUACAAUAUUACUAUUUUUUUUUCUUCAAUCCCAAACAUCAGCUUGAUAAUGGCAUCAACUGCCAUGCUCAACUGGUGAGACAUGAUACAAUAUUACUAUUUCUUUUUCUUCAAUCCCUAAAGGACCAGGGACACUGAUCAACAUCUUUGCUAAAUUAAAGCCAAAUUAUUCUAUUUUCUGUCUGAUUUGCUAGCCUGGGCUACAACUACGCUGAUUUCGAGUCAGACAUCAAGGGUUGUCAGUCUACAGCUAGCCUCCAUCAUGGCCAGUUCCCAGGAACAUGAUUUCACGGGUCCAAUUUGGCUCACUCACCCCUGCAUUUCCUUACCUCCACUCCCCAUGCUCAUGCCAUGCUAACCACACUAUCAGCCACUGUAAUGCACAGAGACAGAGAAAAUGCCUGAGUAGAGGAUGUAAGGAAAAUCGUGGAGCACCUGUUUUCUUUUUCCCCAAGCCACGGCUGGGGUGAGCUGAUCAGGCGUGUGGGCUGAGCCAUGCUCAGCAUACACUGACACCAUCUCAUUCAACUCAUGAUAUCUCUGUAACCAUGGCACCUACAGACACCCUCAUGAGGCCAUUCAAAAGAGGAGUUAAUUGUGGGGUGAGUACUGUUUUUUUUUUUCACUCAUUCAUUGUAUGUUAAAAGUAAUAAGCAUGCUAAAACAAGCUACUUUACAUGUUUUGAGCUCUACCUGUGGUCCUGGCAGUAGUCAAAUUAACCCCUCCCCCACACCCGGUCCUUUAGGAGUUAAUAAUCACCUACAAUUUUUAUGUUUUUAAUCUAUCCAGUUUCUCAUGAAGCAUAUAAAUAAGGAUAAAUAACUGUGUGCUUGGCAUCUCAUCUCUAGGGAUUUACUGGUGACAGUCAGUCAGGUUAGGUCACACAUUCACUAUCACAUUUCUAAAAUUUACCUACAUUUCAGUUAAAUUAUUUUAAGAUAUUGUACUAUGUUAUUAUUUCUUUACAUCCGAAUAGUUCAAGGAAUGCACACACAUACAUACAUACAUCACUGUAUCACUACAAGCACCAGUGUGGUGUGUAGUUGUAGCUGCCAGGGGCCACCAGUGGGUGAAGCUUUCUGACAAGAGUGACAACACUUUGUACAGCUGCCUGCACCGUACAUGUAAAGGUGUACCCAGUGUGCACUCAUAUAAGUGUGCUUAAGUGUACAUGUAGAUGCAGCAGUGAAGUGUGGCAGCCACAGACGGGCCUCCCACGGUGCUGCUUCACCAAGGGUGUGGUGAGGAGUGCCUCUGAGGACACAACAUAGGGCUCUGCAUCCAUGACUCCAUCAGAUGUACUGUGACUCUCUAUAGCACAGGACAAUCAUGAUAUACAAUUUGGCUGCACUCAUAAGGCAAAGUCAACUGUGGAUUUUCCAUUUUUUUCAAUUUCCACUUUUCAAAAUUUCUUUGUUUAUAAACUGCAAUCAAAAUUUAAAGUGGACAGCAGAGGCUUUGUUAAACCGUAUAGCAAAUCCUUUAGAGUGUGCUGGGUGUGUUGUGCUGGUGUGUGUGUGUGUGUGUGUGUGUGUGUGUGUGUGUGUGUGUGUGUGUGUGUGUGUGUGUGUGUGUGUGUGUGGCAGCCUUCCUGGCUGUGUUUGCCCACCACACUCUGCAUCAUGAGUGUACAGCUUUGUGCAACCAUUUAUAUAAAUAUGCAAUGUUGUGUGCUAUUCAUUAUUUAUUAACACACAAAGAUGAGUUUGACUUGAUGGAAAAAACAUAUGAGCAUUAUACCUGUGGAUGAAUUAAUGAAUAAUAUGCAGAAAUGCUGUAACAAGUGAAUAAUAGUACAUAUUCUUGUAAUUACUCGUAUUUCUGCUGUCACACCCUGGUGGGCACCAACAUCAGGAAUACACAAGUGCAAUACUCACACAUCACUACACACUGAAUGUGCUGUAGUGAUGAUCAAAUGUUUGACACAAAGAAAAUGCUGCACUCAGUAAUACACAAUCCAGGACUGUAAGUGGCAGUCCUGGCCACCACUUGCACUGUGCUGGCAUGCGUGUGUGUGUGUGUGUGUGUGUGUGUGUGUGUGUGUGUGUGUGUGUGUGUGUGUGUGUGUGUGUGUGUGUGUGUGUGUGUGUGUGUGUGUGUGUGUGUGUGUGUGUGUCACUGAGAUUACCCCAUGUGAGGCCCAGCACGGCAGGGCGGCAGGGGUCAAACAUAUCGUUGAGGCAAGUGUAAUGUUAAUAUAAUAAAAACAUGUACUUGA
Scylla paramamosain (green mud crab) is the source of this 7768-nucleotide messenger RNA. RefSeq lists its product as uncharacterized. The record is from RefSeq and is a predicted model, not a curated record. NCBI's taxonomy places the organism in Eukaryota, Metazoa, Arthropoda, Malacostraca, Decapoda, Portunidae. Bases 440 to 1840 code for a protein of 466 amino acids. The transcript has 7 exons.